Messenger RNA from Arthroderma uncinatum, 702 nucleotides. RefSeq names its product N,O-diacetylmuramidase. The record is from RefSeq and is a predicted model, not a curated record. Lineage: Eukaryota; Fungi; Ascomycota; Eurotiomycetes; Onygenales; Arthrodermataceae. Gene Ontology annotation, biological process: peptidoglycan catabolic process; cell wall macromolecule catabolic process; carbohydrate catabolic process. The coding region runs from base 1 to 702 and encodes 233 amino acids. Gene Ontology annotation, molecular function: lysozyme activity. The transcript is spliced from 2 exons.
AUGAAGUUCUCCCUCCUCACCAUCGCCGCUGCUGCCGGCGCCCUCGCUGCCCCAGCCGAGAUUGAUGCUCGUGCUGGAGGUGUCCAGGGUUUUGACAUCUCCUCCUACCAGCCAAGCGUCAACUUCGCUGCUGCUUACUCUGGCGGUGCCCGAUUCGUCAUGAUCAAGGCCACCGAGGGCACCACCUACAAGUCCUCCACCUUCAACUCUCAAUACACCGGUGCUACCAACAACAAGUUCAUCCGUGGUGGUUACCACUUUGCCCACCCAGAUGGCUCUGCCUCUGCCCAGUGUGACUACUUCCUCGCCAACGGUGGUGGCUGGACCAGCGACGGAAUCACUCUCCCUGGUAUGAUUGACUUGGAGGGAACCUCUGGCAAACCCAAGUGCUAUGGUCUCAGCGCCAGCGCCAUGAUUGCCUGGAUCAAGGCCUUCUCCGACCGCUACAACGCCAAAACCGGCCGUUACCCCAUGAUUUACACCUCUCCCGACUGGUGGAUUACCUGCACUGGCAACACCAAGACCUUCGGCACCACCAUCCCUCUCGUCCUUGCCCGCUGGGGUUCCAGCCCUGGAACCGCUCCAGGUGGCUGGCCAUACCAGACUUUCUGGCAAAACGCCGACACCUACAAGUAUGGCGGUGACUCUGAGAUCUUCAACGGCGGCAUGGACCAGCUCCAGCGUUUCGCCAAGGGAGGUUAA